Molecule: messenger RNA, 1654 nt
Organism: Sodiomyces alkalinus F11
Lineage: Eukaryota; Fungi; Ascomycota; Sordariomycetes; Glomerellales; Plectosphaerellaceae
Exons: 2
Coding region: 194-1375 (393 amino acids)
Source: RefSeq, a predicted model, not a curated record
CGUCCCCCUUCCAGUCUCCAAUCUGCAUUCGUAUGUCAGGUACAACGUAUACUCAGUUUUCUUCUUGGUGCGAACACAGUUUUUGCGGGGAUCCAGGGCUAUCUUCUAACAUCUCUGUGAGAGUUGGAGGCUGGACCAUUAUUUUCCCUCCGGGGCUGAUUCUCCCAAUACCUUAAAGAGCUCUCUAUCAACAAUGUCCAACGAUGAGCUCCUCACCGACGAGUACGUGGCAGAGCUGUUGAAGAAAGAGGCGGCCGACUGCUCUCUCAAAUACUCAAGCAUUGGAAUGGAAGCUUUCCACCCGAGCAAAAUGCCAUCGAACAUGCUUAGACCGAACAAGCGAUUCCUUCAACACAUCAUCCGAGACACCGACAGACAUAAUUCCAACCUUCUCGCAAAAGAAACUGCCGAGUCACAGGCGCGCUUGAGAGAACUUGAGAAGGAGGAAGCACGGCAGAGGAGAAAGAAAGCAGUACCUCAAGAUGUACGUCGAAGGCAGAUGGGAGACAUUAUGGCGAUACUGGGCAGAGGCAACGCAAAAAUCCCAUCCAGCUCUUCAAGGAGCGAAGGGCGGUCUGUACCACAAUGCUCUGCGGAACAAUCAAGACAUCGUCGCUCUGCUCGCAGCACGUCUCCGGGAGGCGAACGACCUGAUAGGAAGAGACGUCGCCGGCGGGAUGGCGAGAAAGAUACACCGUCGGAUCGCGAGAGUCGUCGGAGAGACAAGAGCCGCAGGUCGCGAUCUCGGUCUCCCAAAGAACGGGAUGCGAAACGACGGCAUCGCGCCCGCUCACCGCUCGAGCGCGACGAUCGGCUAACCGGGCGGAGGUCGGAGAGGGCGAAGAAAAAUGGGAGCACGGAAAAGGACAAGACACAUCUUACGUCUGCGCAUUACCGGGCGUCGAAGGAGAGGGCUUCCGAACCUGAAAGCCGCAACGACUCAUCCUCGUCGUCCCGCCCUAGACGCGAGGCCGCUGGCACAUCAACGUCCGACACUGACCCAUUAGAUGACUUGAUUGGGCCUGCGCCGCCUCCUCAUGUGCGAGUACGAGGCCGAGGGUUCCAAUCCGGGGCAUCGUGCAUGGACAAACGCUUUGAGGAAGAUUACGAUCCAAAGGCGGAUGUUGACAUGGAGGAGGAUAAUAGAAAGGGCAACUGGGAUGAUGCAGUGGAGGCUUUCAGGGACCGGAGGAAAUGGGAAUUACAUCAAGAGCAGCGGAUGAGAGCAGCUGGAUUUGGCGAUGAAGAGAUUGCCAGGUGGAAGAAAGGUGGCGAACGCGACGAAAAGGAUGUCCGGUGGUCAAAAGCAGGUGAAGAGCGUGAAUGGGAUCGUGGUAAAGGAGGUCUAAGUGGGAUCUUCUCGGAGGACAACUGAACCAGGUUAUAUCAGGGAGAGAUGAUUGAGGCCAGCACUGGAUGCCCAGCUGGUCUUUGGAGCGUUUGGGACACGAGGCGAGGCGCUUCGCAUGGAUAUACAGCGGGUCAAGGUGACACCCAAGGGGGGCUUCUGUUUUCUUGUCUUUUCUCUUUCUACGAUACGGGGAUGCUCAGUGCCGGCGUUCAGGAUCGUUGAACAUUAAACCAAUCGAAGAAUUGGCGCCUUGCUGCCUUCCGGUCCCUUCGUGACGAAAGUACUUGAGGCCCAGCUUACUUC